AUGAGCGGCACGCGACGCGAUGCCCCGCCACCUACGACGUCUCCUGUCCCCAAGGUCGACAAUGCCCCUGAUGCGGGGUUGAGGAGUAUCAAUCACUACAAGCGCGCUCUUCCACGAUGGCGAUAUAAUCUUCGGCAACAGGCUAUCCCGUUGAUUCGAUGGGAGACGCCGUAUCUGGCUUGGAUGCAGGAGAAGCUGAGGACGCCUGCUCUGGAUAGUUACUUCGCCAUCACAGCCAACUUGGGCACCCAUACUUUUUUCAUGAUUGGCUUGCCGAUAUGUUUCUGGUGUGGUUGGGCAUCUCUAGGCAAGGGCCUGGUCCAUAUGCUUGCUCUUGGUGUCUUUUGGACAGGCUUCAUCAAGGACUUUUACUCUCUGCCCCGACCGCUCUCGCCGCCGCUCAAUCGAAUCACCAUGUCUGGAUCUGCUGCUCUGGAAUACGGGUUUCCCUCAACGCAUAGCGCCAAUGCACUCUCUGUGGCUGUAUACGGACUCCUCAGCUUGCACAGUCCCGACAACGCUUUACCCCCGACGGCCAAGAUCAUUUUGGAAUGCCUCUCCUAUUUUUAUGCGGCGUCCAUCGUUUUCGGUCGCUUAUACUGUGGCAUGCAUGGGUUUCUGGAUGUUUUGGUCGGUUCCACCAUUGGUGCUGGCAUUGGUCUUGUCGAAUUUUACCACGGCCCCUCCUUUGAUGCCUUUAUGCACUCUAGCUCCUGGAUUGCUCCUGUAGUUGCAGGUCUUGUCAUUAUUAUCUUUGUGCGCAUACACCCUGAGCCGGCGGAUGAUUGCCCCUGCUUUGACGACAGCGUUGCCUUUGCCGGAGUCGUGAUAGGCGUUGAAUUUGGAACUUGGACAUAUGGCAAGAUCCCGUCCGAUCCGUGGGAGACUAAUGCCUACGGCGAUGGAACCAUUGACGUCGCACCCUUGGGUCUAUGGAUCAACGUUGCGCGAAUUGUAUUUGGAGUUUUGGUAAUUUUCGCCUGGAGGGAAACCAUGAAGCCUGCUCUGCUCAAAUUUCUCCCUCAUCUCUUCCGUCUUAUAGAGAAGCUUGGCUGGGAUCUGCCACGGAGAUACUUCAUACCCGCCAGUGAAUACAAGUCGGUGCCUCCAGGAUCUCGUCUGGAUACACUGUUCCCCAAGGCCUCUGACUUUCCUCGAAUGGUUGAAGGCAUCCGACAUCCCACGACCCGUGGGCGAUCCGUUUCUAUUGGCCCCCAAAGCGCUGCGGAUGCGUAUGAGGCGUUGGCAUACCGGGAACGAAGACGCAGAGAAAGCAUCAGCAGCAAUCAAAGUUUACGAAGCAAAUCUAGUAAUAUGGAUCUUCAGGGCAAGGAUGAGGACCACUCUGGGAAAGGGGCCCAGACAUCAGGAGUGCAGAAGCCUAAUUCCCAUGGUCAUGAGAAGGUAGAUGGUGAAGUAUUGAUAUUAAGUGGGGAGGAGAACGGUGACGUUGCCGAGGAGAAUAAGCUUGAUGAUGAGGAAAUGUUUUCACGUUUGGUCCGCCCACGUGUGAGGUACGAUGUUGAAGUGGUAACGAAAUUAGUAGUUUAUACGGGAAUUGCAUGGUUUGCGACGGCGCAAAUCCCAAUCAUGUUUGAGUAUGCCGGUCUAGGGACGAACCACCUCCGACUUCAGACGCAAUGA
Molecule: messenger RNA, 1644 nt
Organism: Metarhizium brunneum ARSEF 3297
Lineage: Eukaryota; Fungi; Ascomycota; Sordariomycetes; Hypocreales; Clavicipitaceae
Gene: DS1PP
Product: Dihydrosphingosine 1-phosphate phosphatase
Cellular component (GO): endoplasmic reticulum membrane
Molecular function (GO): sphingosine-1-phosphate phosphatase activity
Source: RefSeq, a predicted model, not a curated record